This is a messenger RNA of Linum trigynum, 3339 nucleotides long. The record is from the annotation of a GenBank genome assembly. NCBI's taxonomy places the organism in Eukaryota, Viridiplantae, Streptophyta, Magnoliopsida, Malpighiales, Linaceae.
GUCAAUAAUCAUCUAAACAAACCAAUUGAUAAAUGAAAAUAGUGAUUAUAAGAGAAUAUUUCGAGUUGCAUGAUUUUUAUAGAUAAUUGCUUGAGUUAAUUACAAUAACGACAAUUAUAACAAUUGUAUUUUGUUCAACGCCAACAAAUUCUUACCUCUGUAUUCAUGAUUUCUACACAACAUAUAAUGCUUAUGCUAUCUUUUUUAUGUAAAGUUGUAAACACUAAUUUUGAUAUGAUUCUCAAUGAUAUGAGUUCACAAGUUUUAGAAUCGCUAAUAAUCCGCGGUAUGAAGAAUUAUGGGAUCUAUUUAUUAAAUUGAUCAUUCAUUACUGGAUUGCUUUAGAGCCUAAACCGGGGGCGGACCCAUGGAGGUUUGGGGGUGUCCCGGGACACCCCCUAAAUUUUGAAAUAACGAUCAUCCAAUUUCCGGUGGUAAUUUACGUAUGAAAAAAAAAAAUAGUUCGAUACACUCUAAAAUUAAAAAAAACCAUUAUAUUACUCUCAUUUGUAGUUUGCGCAUGAAUAUAAGUGGUAAUUUGGGUAAUUCAAACCCGGUACACUACUACUAUUAAUAAAUAUAAUUUCUAUUAUUUUUUUUCGUUGAAUUAUAUAAUUUCUAUUAGGCUACAACUUUUUUGUUGUUAUAUUCUAAAUACGGUGUAAUAGCAAAAUUGUAGGAAACAUAAAUAUUGAGGUGGUUAGGGGGCUAGGCGGCCGAUUAGUGCCAAGUAGAUUAGUAGGGUAUCAUUAGGUUUUUGGGCUUAUUCACUACAAAUAUGUAUUUGAGUCAUUACGUUGGAUUUAGUUAGAAAUCAGUAAUCAAACCAUAUUCAGUUUAUCCCACUUCUUCUCCUAAUCCCUAAUUCCCAUUUUGUUCUUCCUAUCUCAAUUUUCCAAUUAUUCUUCUCAAAUCCCUAAUUCUUUCUCUCAAUUCCUAAAUCUCUUUCUAAUUUAUCUGGCUACGUUAAUCACAAGUUACCGCAGAAUCGUAGUUCCUUCAAAAACCCUAGUCUCUAUCUUUAAUUAUUUUCAAAACCUAACAAUUAUUCUAAUUACAAGCUACCCUUAAUUUAUGGUUGUACAACAAGUGUUGAAAACGUAUGUUCAUGAAUGAUUGUCUAGUAGGAUAUACUGAGACAACUUUGUUGAGCAGUGUAGACACCAAGUGUAUUUUACAAUUUUUUUAAAAUAUGAAAAUACAUUAUGGACUUUUUUUUUAACUUGUACGAGUUGGGUAUUUUCUUAUUUAAGAAUUAUUUAAUAGUUAUUAAUUAUUGUUUUUAUUUUUAUUUAUUUAUUGAAAGAGGACACCCUAUUUAAAAUUUCUGGGUCCACCACUUGCCUAAAUCGAUAUUUAUAUAGAUUAGACCGGAUUUGAUAAUGGACAAAGUAAUUUGUUGGCUAAUGACAACCGGGAUAAAUGACAUAAGCAUAUCUCUCCCUCGAGUACACUAUCAAAUGAGAUAACUGAAAAACAAACACGCCGCCGGCGUGAUUGAGUCGCCGUCGUAAGCAGAGCCGUACACAUUGACAAGGAGUAUGAAAUUUGAAUAUAAUACAUUAUCAGGUGGAAGAUGAAAAUUUUUAACUUUCUCCGACAAUUCUACUGACCAAAUAGUAGUAACCCAAUAGUCAGCGACGAUGGAUUCCGUCACCAACAACCACCACAAACAGUCGCCGGUUUGCGUGACGGGAGCCAACGGGUUCAUCGGGUCGUGGAUAGUCCGAACCCUCCUCGAAUCGGGCUACACCCGAAUCCACGCCGCCAUCUACCCUGGCUCCGACGCUACCCACCUCUUCCAACUCCCCGGCGCCGCCACCGACCACCGCCUCACGAUCUUCGAGGCCGACCUCCUCGACCCGCCGGCGCUGUCCAAGGCAAUCGCCGGCUGCCGCGGUCUAUUCCACGUCGCUUCCCCUUGCUCCCUCGAAGACCCCGCCGAUCCCGACCGCGAUCUCCUCCUCCCCGCCGUCCAGGGCACCCUCAACGCCCUUCAAGCCGCCGUCGAUUCGAAUCUCGUCCGCGUCGUCCUCACUUCGUCGAUCUCCGCCUUGGUUCCAAACCCUAAUUGGCCCUCCGGCAAAGUCUUCGACGAGUCCUCAUGGACCGAUCUCGACUACUGCAAGUCCCGAAAGAAAUGGUAUCCGGUAUCGAAGACGCUGGCGGAGAGAGCCGCUUGGGAGUUCGCGGAGAGGAAUGGGAUCGAUUUGGUAGCGAUCCAUCCGGCGACGUGCUUGGGGCCAUUGCUGCAGCCGGGACUGAAUGCGAGCACCGCUGUGUUGAAGCAGCUGCUGGAAGGAGCUAAAGAUACACAGGAGUAUCACUGGUUGGGAGCUGUUCAUGUUAGAGAUGUGGCCAAGGCACAGGUUUUGCUCUAUGAGACUCCUGCGGCUUCUGGUAGAUACCUCUGCACCAAUGGCAUCUACCAAUUUCGAGACUUUGCUGACAGGGUUUCCAAGCUUUUCCCUGAAUUCCCUGUUUACAGGUUCACUGAAGAGACCCAGCCUGGUCUGGUUGAAUGUGAUGGUGCUGCUAAGAGACUGAUUGAUCUGGGGCUGGAGUUCACACCGGUGGAAGAUGCUGUUCGAGAAACGGUCGAAAGUCUGAGAUCUAGAGGCUUGAUUGCUGUACCAACUCAGUCUUAGACUCUUUAGUUUACUCCUGGGCUAGUUUCAGCUACUAUACCUCAUCUACAGUCUUGAAUAGAUGAUGAAAUGUUAACUGUCUUUACCUCCUACGGAAGAUGAUCGAUUAUCUAUUUGAGAAAGUAGAAUGAAAACCUUUUUAUUAAUCUAAAGUCUAAACCUUAUUAUUGUAUGCCCAUAAUUGCUCUGAAUGUUGGCAAAAGUAGCUUAGGAGUUUGUUCUGCUUCCCACCUGAUGUUAUCAUGACAUAGAAAAAGAUGGUAUGAAUGGUAUCUGCACCUUAAUCAAACUACCAUUUAAUUUUGGCACUCAAGGGGUGAAAUGAAAUGGAUGAAGAAAGACUUUACUGACUUGUUCUCUCUGGUAUUAACUCAUGUUCAGAGGCGAAGGAUAGUGGGAGCUGUUCAUUAACUCGAUGGGGAUGUCGAUGGAGGAAAGAAAAUACCUCCCUAAAGAUGGACCAGAUGCAGGUUAGUCCAAAACGUUAGCUAGCUGAGCUGUGGGUUUGUUAUUUGUUAGUAGAACUCUCACGUGAUGAUGGGAACUGGACUGGAGAGAUUUUAGGUAAAUGAGUGGGGUCAUUGUCACCCUUAGAACCAAACAAUGUAACCUGCAGAGCUAAAGGUGAGCUCAAUUAGAGCCACUUCCCUCUACUGCUUGCCUUUUGUUUAAUCUGGAUCAGCACUUAUGA